UGAAAGGGUGAAGCACGCGGCGUGCAACGUGGUGCAGCGUGCAGCUGCGCCUCGACGGUAAAAGGCAACACAGCAAAAUCGUUCUUUCACCGCGAGUCCGCCAUACAAGCCGAGGCCUUUCUUUAGUGAAGAAGGAAAUCGGCAAACAUCCAAAAUGGUGAACUUUUCAGUAGACGAAAUCCGUGUCAUGAUGGACAAAAAGAAGAACAUCCGAAACAUGUCCGUCAUCGCACACGUCGACCACGGAAAGUCGACGUUGACGGACUCUCUGGUGUCCAAGGCGGGCAUCAUCGCCAGCGCAAAGGCUGGUGAGACCCGCUUCACCGACACCCGUAAGGACGAGCAAGAACGAUGCAUCACCAUUAAGUCAACCGCCAUUUCCAUGUAUUUCGAGUUGGAGGACAAGGAUUUGGUUUUCAUCACCAACCCCGACCAACGUGACAAGGCUGAGAAGGGUUUCCUUAUCAACCUGAUUGACUCUCCUGGACACGUUGACUUCUCUAGCGAGGUCACAGCCGCCCUUCGUGUAACAGACGGUGCCCUUGUCGUCGUCGAUUGCGUCUCUGGUGUGUGCGUACAGACAGAGACUGUGCUGCGCCAGGCCAUUGCCGAGCGCAUCAAGCCCGUCCUUUUCAUGAACAAGAUGGACCGCGCCCUGCUCGAGUUGCAGUUGGAACAGGAGGAACUUUUCCAGACCUUCCAGCGCAUUGUGGAAAACGUGAACGUCAUCAUCGCCACCUACAGCGACGACGAAGGACCAAUGGGUGUUGUCCGAGUCGAUACCUCCAAGGGAAGUGUGGGCUUCGGCUCUGGUCUUCACGGAUGGGCCUUCACCCUGAAGCAGUUCUCCGAAAUGUAUGCCGAGAAGUUCAAGAUUGACGUUGUGAAGCUGAUGAACCGCCUUUGGGGUGAGAACUUCUUCAACCCCAAGACCAAGAAGUGGGCCAAGCAGAAGGAGGACGACAACAAACGCUCCUUCUGUAUGUAUGUCCUGGACCCUAUUUACAAGGUCUUCGACGCCAUCAUGAACUACAAGAAAGAGGAAACUACUGACCUGCUCAAGAAACUCAACAUUGAGCUCAAGCACGAAGACUCUGACAAGGAUGGAAAGGCUCUGCUGAAGGUGGUCAUGCGCACCUGGUUGCCCGCUGGCGAGGCUCUGCUUCAGAUGAUUGCCAUCCACCUGCCUUCACCUGUUGUUGCCCAGAAGUACCGUAUGGAGAUGUUGUAUGAGGGACCACUCGAUGAUGAAGCCGCCGUCGCUGUCAAGAACUGCGACCCUGACGGUCCUCUGAUGAUGUACAUUUCCAAGAUGGUGCCAACCACUGACAAGGGCCGCUUCUACGCUUUCGGUCGUGUCUUCUCUGGCAAGGUGGCCACUGGCAUGAAGGCCCGCAUCAUGGGCCCCAACUACACCCCUGGCAAGAAGGAGGAUCUUUACGAGAAGGCCAUCCAGCGCACCAUCCUCAUGAUGGGACGUUACGUCGAGUCCAUCGAGGACGUGCCCUGCGGCAACAUCUGCGGUCUUGUUGGUGUGGAUCAGUUCCUUGUCAAGACUGGAACCAUCUCCACCUUCAAGGAUGCCCACAACAUGCGUGUCAUGAAGUUCAGUGUCUCCCCUGUCGUGCGUGUGGCUGUUGAGCCCAAGAACCCUGCUGACCUGCCCAAGCUUGUGGAAGGUCUUAAGCGUUUGGCCAAGUCAGAUCCCAUGGUGCAGUGUCUCAUUGAGGAGUCUGGUGAGCACAUCAUUGCUGGUGCCGGUGAGUUGCACUUGGAAAUCUGUCUGAAGGACUUGGAAGAGGACCACGCUUGCGUUCCCAUCAAGAAGUCAGACCCUGUCGUGUCUUACCGUGAAACCGUCGCGGAGGAGUCGAACCAGAUGUGUCUGUCAAAGUCUCCCAACAAGCACAACCGUCUGUUUAUGAAGGCCGUGCCCAUGCCUGAUGGUCUUCCCGAGGACAUUGACAAGGGUGAGGUCAACCCCAGAGACGACUUCAAGGUUCGCGGCCGCUACCUUUGCGACAAAUACGAGUACGACAUCACCGAGGCUCGUAAGAUCUGGUGUUUCGGUCCUGACGGCACCGGCCCCAACAUCCUCAUUGACUGCACCAAGGGUGUGCAGUACCUGAACGAAAUCAAGGAUUCCGUUGUUGCUGGCUUCCAGUGGGCCACAAAGGAGGGUGUCCUUGCUGAAGAAAACUUGCGUGGUGUGCGUUUCAACAUUUAUGAUGUUACUCUGCAUGCUGACGCCAUCCAUCGUGGUGGUGGCCAGAUCAUUCCCACAACUCGCCGUUGCCUCUAUGCCUGUCUUCUGACUGCAGCUCCUCGCCUCAUGGAGCCUGUGUACCUGUGCGAAGUCCAGUGUCCCGAAGUUGCUGUUGGAGGUAUUUAUGGUGUCCUGAACAGGCGUCGUGGUAUUGUCUUUGAGGAGGCGCAAAUUGCGGGCACACCCAUGUUCGUCGUUAAGGCGUACUUGCCUGUCAACGAGUCGUUCGGAUUCACUGCUGACUUGCGCAGCAACACCGGCGGUCAGGCCUUCCCCCAGAGCGUGUUUGACCACUGGCAGAUCAUGCCUGGAGACCCAACAGAGCCCAGCAGCAGGACAUACACCAUUGUCCAAGACACCCGCAAGAGGAAGGGCCUGAAGGAAGGACUUCCCGACCUCACACAAUACUUGGACAAGCUGUAAACUCAACCCUUUUUUAAUUAGGCCAUUAAAAAAUUAUGAAAAUUAUAAUCAUUAAUUAUUAUUAUUUUCCAAUAAUCGUUCAUUUUUCCAAUUAAUGAGAUGAACUUUGUGAAGGGUUUCAUUUUUUAACUCUUAUUCAAUGUCGGACUCGAAAGAAGUGAAUCAUUCACAUGCAUUAAGUUAUGAUUAUGUUUGAAAUUGAAAGCAUCUGGCCCGUGGGAAGCUGUUGAAUACGCAAACAACUUAAUUUUCUACUGUUAAUUCUGUUCUAAGGGAGGAACUGAGCUGCAAUUGUCAUUGUGUAAAUGGCAUUGAUUAAUAAAAUGACAAAAGAAAUG
This is a messenger RNA of Neocloeon triangulifer, 3027 nucleotides long. RefSeq names its product translation elongation factor 2 (gene eEF2). Bases 155 to 2689 code for a protein of 844 amino acids. Gene Ontology annotation, biological process: translational elongation. The transcript has 9 exons. The record is from RefSeq and is a predicted model, not a curated record. Gene Ontology annotation, molecular function: ribosome binding; translation elongation factor activity; GTPase activity. Lineage: Eukaryota; Metazoa; Arthropoda; Insecta; Ephemeroptera; Baetidae. Gene Ontology annotation, cellular component: ribonucleoprotein complex; cytosol.